Pyricularia oryzae 70-15 is the source of this 4519-nucleotide messenger RNA. RefSeq lists its product as uncharacterized. The transcript has 2 exons. The record is from RefSeq and is a predicted model, not a curated record. Bases 750 to 3566 code for a protein of 938 amino acids. Lineage: Eukaryota; Fungi; Ascomycota; Sordariomycetes; Magnaporthales; Pyriculariaceae.
CGUUCAACCAGGUCUAGAGCCUUUUGUCCUUCCGAUUCUCAUUCUUCUUGUUUGCUUUGUCAAUUUUACAAUUUUUUGCGGUUUUGGUCUUUGCAUGGCGGCGGCUACUGACAACAUCUUCCAAAAUUCCUAGUCGCCCUAAUCGAGGCCAAUUUCGUUGAAUCAUCUUUUUUUAUUCGAUUUCUAUUCUUCAAUUAAUCUUUGGUUGGUAGACCUGAUCUCACACCUCCUUGGACAGGGAAACAUACAUUCUUUUUCUACUUUUUUUCUUUCUCAAUUCCUCGCUUUCACUUUCAUUUAUUGCUUGGUUCCUUGAAGGACACUUUUCUACGACAUCCGCCGAUUUACAUCAUUACCGACAGCAACCGCGCCGCUUAUUUCAAACCUAGGGAACUGCUGGGAUCUAAAACGGUCAUCUCUUGGAUAUCCUACGUCAGCCACUCAUUUCCCAUAUAGAACUAGUGCCCGCGGCGCAGACAAAGACAGCGAAAGCGCGCAGUACAGCUUCCCGCAUCAUCCGCACAUUUUUCCCUUGUCACGAACUCGUACGAACCCGACUCACGAACUGGACGAAACACUGCAUAGCCUGUCGAAUUACGCAUGCGAUUCUCUUCAGCGAAGGAUAUAACUCGGUGAAGUACUCCUCUGUUGGGAGUGGGAUAGGGAUACUCCGUCCGUUAAGAGAACGGAGCAGCUGUGGAAGCACCUGAAUGCUUCCGUCUACGGCACAUUUACGGUGGCUCUGCUAAAUGAGUUACCCUCAAGAUGGGCGAGACAUGGAGGACCGACCGACGACACCGGGAUCAGUCAAGAGGGCCAGGGAGAGGGCCAUGGCUGGAAUACCACGGGAAGCACCAGGUUUGCCUAUAAGCCCGAAUGCUGGGCUUUCAAGGAUACCACGGCCCGUAGGAGCUAGCCGAGAUGGCUCGUCAGGCCCUCCCACGAUCUCGAGACCGACGCCAGUACCUCAGUGGCCUCUCGCCGGUCCUCCGGCAUCUUCAAUAUCGAAGCCAAUCUACCAGCCGCCCCCAGGAAGGGGACCUGCCCCUCAGCGACCUCCUCGUCCGAGCCCGAGCCAUGUACCUUCAAUGUUGGAUGCAUCAAAAAUCCAGGAACACAUUCCUGUAUUUCAAUACACUCCGCAAACGGGACGCGAAUCCGAAGUUUCUGUGGCACAGUCAAUGGCAUCAUCUCAAUCCCGUCCAACGACCCUCGACUCGGUUGGGUCCAUUCCUGAUUUUCCGCUACCCAUGACUGGCGGUGUCACGGGGCCCCCGCGAAGGAGUGUCACACUCGGCCCGCCCCCAUCCGCGCGACGCGGGGCUUCAUCCUUUUACUCGAAUGCGUCAUUUGUCUCACCGAUUCCAGAAGAGAGCCCAAGAGCCAGGUCACACACAUCGUAUGCUUCCAGUGCGGCUAUGCCCAGAGAAAGCUGGGCCUCUUCAGUGUCCCCAGGCCCGAGUCCGACCGAAUAUCAGGAUGGGGUGUUUGACGACAGGCUCCAGGUGGGCGGCAGAGAUGCCUUCAACGAUGAGGCUGGCGAUGAAAGCCAACUUGUGAGGAGUGCGAGUGUGGGCAAGAGGGGCAAGGCUUCACUUGUGAAUACGUCUACGGCAACUAGGGCGUCAGAGAUCCCAGAGGAGGAUGAGCGCCCGGCUCCGUCGCCCCUGCAAGGAGGUCCGUUUGGUCAGGGUACUGGCUACCGUGACUCUUCAAGUUCGGGAAGUGUGCCCAGGGCAAAGCCUGGCGUGGGCAUGGCACUUACAGCCGACUCUAUUCUGAACGCAUAUGGGGCAGCAAGCUCUUCCGACCCGUCGGAUUCGUAUAGCCGGCGCAUGUCUGUUUCCCCACAGCCGCCAGUUUACAGCCACCUCUCCGCCAUCCGCAGGCCACCAAGGCUGGACGUCGAUGGUAUCAGAGCUGCCGAAUCCCGAGGCAGCUUGACAAGUCUACCGGACCUGAUUCGUCGGGCGACUAGGCUUGCAGCAAGUCUCGAGAAGGGCCGCAGGCCAGCAAGCCGCUUCGACAGCUUUGACGCAACGGAAUCUUAUGGUUAUCCUAACGCCAAUAUUGACAGCGAGAAGGAUGCAUCAGAUGAUUUUGAAAAGCAUCAAUCAGGAUUGUCAGACAUGCUGGCGGCUUUCCCUCCGCCAGCUCAGCCUUCGCUCCCCCGUCGUAGCUUCAGGCAGAGUGUACGGGACUCCAUGGGUCAGUCGUGGCCUCUGCCCGCUCGGUUCAGCACUAGCCGGUCACCGCCCCAACCGCGUGCUCUUGACAACGAUGUGAACUCAUUCUCGGAGAUGAACCUGAACAACACCGAAAAGGGCACCCGCAGUGGCAAGAAAGAGGGCCGCAGAUGCUGUGGACUGCCUAUGUGGGGUUUCAUCCUCCUCGUGCUCAUCAUUCUCAUCAUUGUGACGGCAGCUGUCGUGAUACCGGUCGAGUUCUUCGUCAUUCGUCGCCCGCAAAACAACAUAUCUCCUGGCCCUCCUCAGUCGGCAAUAGGUCAAUGCCAAGCUCAACUUACGUGCGCUAAUGGCGGUAUCAACAUUGUGACGGCUCAAGGCACCUGCUCGUGCAUCUGCACAAACGGCUUCACUGGCCAAACUUGCACUCAGCUGCUGACCCAAAGCUGUACGACCACCAACAUCGUUGACCAGAACCCCAACAUCGGUGCUUCGCAGAUUAGCAAUGUCACACUGGGGGAUGCGAUCCCGCGAAUUGUUGCAGCUUCGCAGGCAACGUUCGGAGUGCCUCUAUCGGUCUCGCAAAUCCUUGCCAAAUUCAACACGGGCAAUCUGAGCUGCACAGCAGAGAAUGCAUUGGUAACCUUCAACGGCCAGAGUCAGAACCCCAAUGGCCCACCAGGAGGAGUUGCAAACUUUGGAGUUAGUGACGAUAACGCAGUCGUCAAAGUGGAAUUUGUUACUGUUUUCGCGAAGAGGCAGGCAGAAGGCUUCACUACCGUUCUCACCGGACCCACAACCUUCUCGACAACUCUAGGCAUCUUACCAUCCAUCCUACCGACGACAACCAUCACCAUCACUACCACCAUCCGACCUACAGCACCUCGGCCGACAACAAUGACGACGCCAGCGACGACGCCACCAACCACUCCGAGUGCACCACCCGCAAACACGCCAAAACCAUCAGUACCUGCUGUUCCUGCGGCACCAUCUUCUUCGUUCCCCGUGACGAACGAGGUGAUCGACUUUGCGCGUGUGGCAGUCCUCUUCAUCCUGCAGCAGGAGUCGCUGCAGACUGCUGAGCAGGCUCAAGGUGAACUCCAGCGCUUCUUCACAGCUGCUGGCGGAAAGGCGGGCACUCCGGGCGUGACAAUCGAGCAGGCGCGGAAUGUGACACUCCUGAAUGGCAACUCUGCCAACCUGGUCGAUUUUGCCAUCGACCUAGGCGCAGGCCUUGUAGGCAGGGGAGCACGUCCCACGUCUGGAAACGCAGUGGUCGCCAGGAGUUUGAACGAGGCUGCCAUGGGGAACCAGCUGCGGUCUCUCCCCGCGUGCAAGGACAACCUGCAGCCGGCAUUCAUGCGACUGUUCAGACGGUGAACGCAGCGGGUGAAGGAUGGGACCGACAACCCUCAUCAUCUAAUAUCGGUCUGGCAUCAUAUUACGACACACUUUAUGACAUUUAUAUAUACACCCGUUUUGCCUCGACGGCUGGCAGGGCUUCCUCAUCGCCACGCACAGAACAAUUCUGCCUGCUGAUGAGGUGACGCCUACAAUAGAAUCGCUGGCGUGAGCACAUAACUUCCUUUCACAUCUUGUCACCUAUCAAAAGUACUAGAUAAAACCCUCUUAUUUCUUUUCGGAGCCAGGGCCUGGCGUCUUCCGCUCAUUAACAACAAAAUCAACAACAAACCGACGAGAACGGUGGCUAGCGGGGUUCGAUCCGAAGCUAUCACCGGAAGAGCGAUUUCUUUUUCGCGUUCUGCAUAUAUCUUAUCAUACCCACGAAUUAAUGCUUGAGGACGGCAGGCGACGGACAGGAGCAGAUUGGAGGCGAGGAGGGAUGGGGGGAAAAGAAGAGAUACCGAGGAGUCUGGAUACUUACGCAAGACAUGCCCCCCCGGCAGAUAUCCUCACAACACACGUGUACAAAUAUUUUAAGUUGGCUUAUUCUUUGGCUUUUGUGUUUUAUCACCUGCGUGUGCUUUUUGAACAGCGUUUGUGACAUAUCACAGUGGGGGGUCACCAACAGCAGUUAGUUGAAGCGGGGCGUUAUUGGAAAUACCAUUGCCCGGGCUGGCUUGUUUUUUGUACAUCAGCAAGGCCGUCUAUCUGGACUCUCCUGAACAAAUCACGCCGCCGUGUGGCUUAUUUUUGUCUAAAUAGUUUGGAUAGUUGGGAGGGGUGGCACGACAGAGUCUGAGCAAGUGUACCGUGUCUUGGGCCAACGUUUGAGAGGACAUCCCUUCUGCCACGUUGCAAAAAGACUUGGGGUAAUUGAACAGAUGUUACACCACUAUCCCAUCCGGGAGCAAUCGCCAUGUUGAGUGAGG